Molecule: messenger RNA, 6138 nt
Organism: Doryrhamphus excisus (bluestripe pipefish)
Lineage: Eukaryota; Metazoa; Chordata; Actinopteri; Syngnathiformes; Syngnathidae
Gene: dapk1
Product: death-associated protein kinase 1
Biological process (GO): protein phosphorylation; positive regulation of apoptotic process; intracellular signal transduction
Cellular component (GO): nucleus; cytoplasm
Molecular function (GO): ATP binding; protein binding; protein serine/threonine kinase activity
Source: RefSeq, a predicted model, not a curated record
GAGAUCAUAGCCUUGGCUUUGAAAAUUCCACUUGUCUAUCUCUUCGCGCCUCAUUUGUCGACAUUCGACUUUUUAUAGCGACAAAACACGGAUUGAGGGGCGUGGUUUUGUUCGUGGGGGUGGGGGUGUUUUGACGUUGGCUUGAGCGUCGUGGUCAUUCAGUUUUCCCAACGGUCACCUGAACGCACCAUUGGUAGCCCUACAUUGUUAACGUUGAUUCUUCCAAGGCGGCGUUUUGUCCUCCGGUAAAAGACAACCGGCGACUCCUGCUCGCACUCAACCCACCCAAACAUCGUUUGACUCGGCCGUGGGACACUCCAGCUCACCGGGCCGAGCAUGAUGGGGGACGUUGCCGGCUGUGACCGUGCCCAGAAGGGAGGCUGCUGGUAGGCAUGGCGCCCCUGUGACAAGCCCCCCCCCCCCUCCAGGAAGAGCAGCAACAUGACUGUUUUCAAGCAGGAGAAUGUCGAGGAGUGUUAUGAAAUUGGAGACGAGCUGGGCAGCGGCCAGUUUGCGGUGGUCAGACGCUGCCGUCACAGGAGCACGGCUGUGGAGUACGCCGCCAAGUUCAUCAAGAAGCGGCGCAGCAAGUCCAGCCGCCGGGGGGUCACCAGGGAGGACAUCGAACGCGAGGUGGACAUCCUGAAGGAGAUCCAGCACCCCAACAUCAUCACGCUCCACGAGGUCUUUGAGAACAAGGCCGAGGUCAUCCUCAUCCUGGAGCUCGUGGCCGGAGGCGAACUCUUUGACUUCCUGGCAGAGAAGGAGUCGCUAAGCGAGGAGGAAGCCACUCAGUUCCUGAAGCAGAUCCUCGAUGGAGUCUUCUACCUGCACUCGAAACACAUCGCUCACUUUGACCUUAAGCCGGAGAACAUCAUGCUGCUCAGCCGCUCAGUGCCUCACCCGCGCAUCAAGCUCAUUGACUUUGGCCUGGCCCACAAGAUCGAUUUCGGAAAUGAUUUUAAGAACAUUUUUGGAACUCCAGAAUUUGUAGCUCCUGAGGUGGUGAACUACGAACCUCUGGGCUUGGAGGCCGACAUGUGGAGCGUUGGCGUGAUAACCUACAUUCUGCUGAGCGGCGCAUCGCCCUUCCUGGGCGACAACAAACAGGAGACGCUCGCCAACGUGUCGGCCGUGGACUACACGUUUGACGAGGAGUUCUUCAGCAGCACGAGCCUUCUGGCCAAAGACUUCAUCGCCAAGCUUCUUGUGAAAGACCCCAAAAAGAGGAUGACCAUUGAGGACAGCCUUCAGCACCCCUGGAUCAAGCCAAAAGACACACAACAAGCGCUGAGCAGAAAGGAGUCGGCUGUCAACAUGGAAAAAUUCAAGAAGUUUGCCGCUCGGCGAAAAUGGAAGCAAUCCGUACGACUGAUCUCCUUAUGCAACCGCCUGUCCCGCUCCUUCCUGUCCAGAAGCAACAUGAGUGUGGCACGCAGCGACGACACCUUGGAUGAGGAAGACUCCUUUGUGAUGAAAGCCAUCAUCCAUGCCAUAAAUGAUGACAACGUUCCCGGUCUGCAGCAUCUGCUGGGCUCGCUGAACAGCUACGACGUCAAUCAGCCCAACAAGCACGGGACCCCCCCUCUGCUGAUUGCAGCAGGCUGCGGCAACAUCCAGAUCAUCGAGGUGCUGAUGAGAAAAGGUGCGGAGAUCCAGGCCAAUGACAAGAGCGGGGCCAACGCCAUCUACUACGCAGCGAGACACGGCCACGUCGACACCCUGAAAUUCCUCCACGGCAGGAAGUGUCCUCUGGAUGUCCAAGAUAAGUCCGGAGAGACGGCCCUGCACGUGGCGGCUCGCUACGGCAACGUGGAUGUGGUGAGCUACCUCUGCAGCAUCCGGGCCAACCCGGACCUGAGUGACCGGGAGAAAGAGACCCCUCUGCACUGCGCCGCCUGGCAUGGGUACUCGGCCGUGGCCCGGGCGCUCUGCCGGGCCGGCUGCCACGUCGACUGCAAGAACCGCGAGGGCGAGAGCGCUCUGCUGACUGCUUCCGCUCGGGGCUUUGUGGACAUCGUGGAAUGUCUGGUGGAGCACGGCGCCGACCUGGAGGCCAGCGACAAGGACGGCCACACCGCCCUACACCUGGCCGUGCGAAGGUCUCAGGUGGAGGUCGUCCACUGCCUCCUCAAACACGGCUGCCAACUGGACCGGCAGGAUCGCCACGGCAACGCGCCACUGCACAUCGCCUGCAAGGACAGCAACCUGGCCAUCGUCACAGCCAUCUGUGGCGCCAGAGCCAUCCUGGAUCUCCCCAACAAGUACGGCAGGACUCCCCUCCACGUGGCCGGCGCCAAUGGCGGUCUUGAAGUGGUCCGUCACCUCUGCCUGUGUGGAGCAAACACAGACGCCGUCACCAACGACGGGAAGACUGCGGAGGACUUGGCUUCAGCUGAGCAGCACGACGCCAUCGUAGCCUUGCUGGGGAAGCUAAAAAAGGACAACCACAAGCUCGGAUACAUCCAGCAGCUGCGUCCCACACAGACGCUCCAGUCGCGGAUCAAGCUCAAGCUCUUUGGGCACUCGGCCACAGGGAAGAGCACGUUGCUGGAGUCUCUCAAGUGCGGCAUCCUACGCAGCUUCUUCAGGAGGCGCAGGACCACCCGUGGGACCGCCGCUUCGCGACAUCCCAACUCUCCCGUCCACGCCAAACCCGCCGUGUCGGUGAGCAUCUCCAACCUGUACCCGGGCUGCGAGAACGUGAGCGUGCGGAGUCGCAGCAUGAUGUUCGAGCCCAGCCUGACCAAAGGAGUCCUGGAGGUCUUCUCGCCCGUGCACAGCGCUCUGUCCGCCGCCGACGACCAGGCCACCAGAGCCGUGGACAUCCAGCACGCCAACAUCCACGGUGUGGGCGAUUUUAGCACGUGGGAGUUUUCGGGGAACCCGGUCUACUACUGCUCGUACGACUACUUUGCGGCCAACGACGUCACGGCCGUCCACCUGGUCCUGUUCAACCUGGAGGAACCGUACGAGACCCAGCUGAGCCACAUCACCUACUGGCUCAACCUGCUCAAGGCCCUCACGCUGCCCCGCCAAGACAUCGUUUUCGGAGGCCGGAUCCAGCGGCCUCUGGCGGUGGUCCUGGUGGCCACCCACGCCGACCUGGCCGACGUUCCCAGAUGUUUCUCCGGGGAGUUCAGCUACAGCAAAGAGAGAGGGCUCCUCAAGGAAAUCAGGAACAGGUUUGGAAACGACUUGCAGAUCAGCGACAAGGUGUUUGUGAUGGAUGCCGGCGCCUCAAACUCCAAAGACAUGAAGCUGUUUCGGAAUCAUCUCCAGGAACUCCGCUCCCAAAUCAUCUCCAGCUGCGAUUCCAUGACCCUGCUGUCGGAGCGCCUGCUGGCUGCGCUUCCCGCCUGGAGGAAGCAGAGCGGCCCCAACCAGCUGAUGUCGUGGCAGCAGUUUGUCAGCGACGUCCAGGAUCAGAUCAACCCGCUGGUCAGCCAGGAGCAUCUAAGGAGCCUGGCCCUGCAGCUCCACAGCAUGGGAGAGAUCAACAUCAUGCAGAGCGAGACGGUGCAGGACGUGGUCCUGCUGGAGCCCCGCUGGCUCUGCAGCAACGUCCUGGGCCGCCUGCUGUCGGUGGAGACGCCCAAGGCCAUCCACCACUACAGGGGGCGCUACAGGCUGGAGGAGGUGCAGGCGUUGGCUCCCGAGAGCGACCUGGAGGAGCUGCUGCAGAUCCUGGACGCCAUGGACGUCUGCGCCCGCGACACCACCAACCCCGCCAUGGUGGACGUCCCCGCCCUCAUCAAGACCAACGGCCUCCAGCGAUCGUGGACCGAAGAGGAGGACGAGGACUCCAUGAUCUACGGGGGGGUCCGGCUGGUCCCUGCCGAGCACCUCACCGCCUUCCCCUGCGGAAUGUUCCACAAGCUGCAGGUGAACCUGUGUCGCUGGAGCCACCAGCAGAAGCCCGACGAGGACGACGACGGAGAGGAUGGAGACGGGGACAUCUUCCUGUGGACCAACGGGGCCAAGGUGAGCCAGGGAGGCGUGGAGGCGGUGAUCCUGCUGGUCAACCAUGGCCAGGGGGUGGAGAUCCAAGUGCGGGGUCACGACACGCAGCGGGCCAAGUGCUACACCCUGUUGGACACCGUCUGUAGCAUCACGGAGAACCUGCUGACCUCCACGCUCCCCGGACUGCUCACCGCCAAGUACUACCUGAGCCCCCAGCAGCUGCGCGAGCACCACGCCCCCAUCAUGGUGUACCAACCCAAAGACUUCCUGCGGGCGCAAGUCCAGCGGGAAACCUCGCUCACCAACACCAUGGGCGGCUACCGCGAGAGCUUCAGCAGCAUCCUGGCCUUCGGCUGCGCCGAGGUCUACCAGCGGGGCGUCCUGGGACCCAAUGUCCACAUCUCUGACGUGUCCUUGCUGGUCCGCAGGAAGCUGUGCCGCAUGCUGGACCCCCCUGACGCCCUGGGGAAGGACUGGUGCCUGCUGGCCAUGAACCUCGGCCUCACCGACCUUGUGGCCAAGCACAGCAACGGGACGCCCAAUGGCGCCCCCGAGGGACCGCCGGACCCCCGGCACGCUGGCCCGCAGCCCAGCCCCACGGCAGCGCUCCUGCGGGAGUGGAGCGGUCGGCCCGGCAGCACGGUGGGCGUCCUCAUGCUCAAGCUCAGGGAGCUGGGACGCCGGGACGCCGCUGACUUCCUCCUCAAGGCGUCGCCCGUGUUCAGGGUCAACACGGAGGGGUUGGGCGGGGGAGCCGCCGACGGGUACCCGCCCGCCUGCAACGGGGGCACGUCGUACAACUCCAUCAGCUCCGUCAUUUCCCGCUGACGCCCUUUGAAUGCCCCCCCCCCCCCCCCCCCCCUCAUCAAAAGAGUCUGGUUAUGUUUUGUGCUGCUCUUUCAACGUCUCACACUUUUUACUCGACACCUUCUCAACCCCCCGCCUUGCCCCCGCCCCCUCCACAUGACAUCAUCUCGGCCUUUAAUCACACGAGAGCAUUUAAUCCGAGUGCCUUUGAGGCUCCGCCACCUCCCCCGAGCACAAACGCUCCACAUGACAACAGAGCGCUGCCUUCAGUUUUUCAACCCAAAAGAACUCGUGUUGGUCGUCAGGGUUCACGUUGAUUGGUGCAAUCAUAGGCCCCGCCCCCUUUUCAAUAUCAACUCUCCAAAGUAAGUACAGCUCUCUUUCUAAAACAACUUGGAUUCUCUCCUCCCUCAGGAAACGCACGUCCCGCUAACAUGACGUGUUAGCAUGCUAGCAGCAUUUACCGUAAAUGCGCUAAUUAGUUACCCAAAACACAAAAGAUGGCGGGGCGUUCGUUGGACAGCGGCUGUGCUGCAAUCUCAUUAUGGUAAACAACGUCUGCUUUUUUUAAAACUUCAGUAAUCAUCUGGAGUGCAUGAAAAUGCGGGAAAGCUAACGUCGCCCUCGGUUGGGGGGGGUUGCCUCCGGCCACAGCUGACUCCCGGAGCGGAAAGGAGAGGGUUAAAUUGGAGCGUUUAUGGUAUCUCGCCUCAUCGAUCCAACUCUCCGAAAGUCACGCCAUCGUGGCAAAGUUUGUGAAACGCUUUGGAAUCUUUUUUCCACGCUGCUAAAAGAAGAACCUCUACGUAUGAACUCAAUCGUCUCCGUGCUUCGUCCGCGCCAAACGCAACGCCAAACGCUGCUUUUAAACGUGUGAAAGUACCGUUUCCUGUGUCAAGGUGCGCUACUUCCUGUCCGCCUUUUCCACCUCCUGUGUUGGACGCCGCUUUUUGCUCACUUUUAAUGCCAACGAGGCACAUUGAAUGUAUCACAGAAUCACACAUUGGUCUUUCACUGAGGCUCUUUUUUUUGGGGGGGGGGGGGGGGGGGUGUCUGUGUGUGUGUGUGUGUGUGUGUGUGUGUGUGUGUGUGUGUGCGUGCAUGUGCAUUGCCAAAUGCCCCCCCACCCCCAGUUAGAAUUAUUGCCUUGUGAAGUUAAAGGGAAGCUUAUCAGAUGAUUUUAUUGUUUAUUUGAAAGGCCGACCCCCCCCCCAAAACAGGAUGGACCCCAACUAAGUGGACUUCAACACCUUUUUACCUUCUUUUUGUUUUUGUACCAAAACGUGUCUCUUAUUUAUCUUCCUUUCCUCCAGCAUGUUCUUCGUACUUUAUAGUGGAAUACCUUUUUAUAAUAAAGUUUUUACCUAA